Molecule: messenger RNA, 3903 nt
Organism: Pterocles gutturalis (yellow-throated sandgrouse)
Lineage: Eukaryota; Metazoa; Chordata; Aves; Pterocliformes; Pteroclidae
Product: lipopolysaccharide-responsive and beige-like anchor protein
Exons: 22
Biological process (GO): intracellular protein localization
Cellular component (GO): membrane; cytosol
Molecular function (GO): protein kinase binding
Source: RefSeq, a predicted model, not a curated record
GACUGUGGAAUAAAAGAAGAUGAACUGCAGGCUAUCCUCAAUUAUCUGCUCACGAUACAUGAGGAUGACAAUCUAAUGGAUGUCUUGCAGUUGCUUGUUGCUCUGAUGUCAGAGCAUCCCGGUUCUAUGAUCCCUGCUUUUGAUCAGAGGAAUGGAUUACAGGUUGUCUACAAGCUUUUAGCAUCAAAAAGUGAAGGCAUCAGGGUGCAAGCUCUGAAAGUGAUGGGAUAUUUCUUAAAGCAUCUUGCUCCAAAGAGAAAAGCUGAAGUCAUGCUUGGACACGGAUUGUUCUCUUUGUUGGCUGAAAGGCUGAUGCUUCAGACAAGCUUAAUCACCAUGACCACAUACAAUGUCCUCUUUGAGAUUCUGACUGAACAGAUUUGCACUCAAGUGAUACAUAAACAACAUCCGGACCCAGAUUCAACAGUGAAGAUACAAAAUCCUCAGAUUUUGAAGGUUAUUGCAACCCUGCUACGUAAUUCUCCACAGUGCCCAGAAACUCUGGAGGUUCGGCGAGCCUUUCUCUCGGAUAUGAUUAAACUUUUUAAUAACAGCAGAGAAAAUAGGAGGAGUUUGUUGCAGUGCUCUGUCUGGCAGGAGUGGAUGCUUUCCCUUUGCUGUUUUAAUCCGAAGACUUCUGAGGAACAGAAGAUAACCGAGAUGGUGUAUACCAUAUUUCGAAUUUUGCUCUACCAUGCAAUCAAAUAUGAGUGGGGUGGCUGGCGUGUUUGGGUGGAUACACUGUCGAUCACACAUUCAAAGGUAACUUUUGAAAUGCACAAAGAGAGUCUUUCUCAAAUGUACAAGGAGUACCAAGGGAAAGGAGGUGAAGGGAGUGGAAUGUGUUCUUCAACUUCAAUUAGAACAAUCUCUGGAGUUAGCAAAGAAGCUGAAACCAAGGGCAAGCAACAAUGUUUGGAGUUAAAAGAAGAUGCUACUGCUCUUCCACGCAUUAUUGAUGAUGAGAUGGAGUGCAGUACUGAAAAAAAAGAGACCAGUGCCUCAUCAGAUGGUGACCAACGGACUCAUUCAGUGUCUAAUCACAGGGAGGAGUUAGAGGGGCAAGACAGGGAGACUACACCAGAUUUAGAAGCAGUGCCUUGUGCAGAAUUUUCGCCAGAACCAGAAGCAAUAAAGCCCAGCAUUUCAGAAAUUAGUACUGGAAUAGCUGAAGCAAUUGAAGAUUCUCCAAGCAAAGCUCUUGAGCCUGGGGAAGAAAGAGUAGCUGUCACUGCUGCUUCUUUAGCAAUACAGACCACUUUGGAAGGAGAAACUCCUGAAAGCCCAGAAAAACUGGAAAAAUCAUCAUUGGAGGUGGAAGAUGAAGAUGACUUUGUUGAUUUGAAAGAGGAAAGUAGCAUGCCUUUACCUUCAGAAGAGUUUGCAGAAAUUAACAAGGAACCUAGCUCUCAAAAAAGGAAAGUGACAAAGCAGGAAAAAGCAACAGAGAAGCAACCUGAAUCUGGGCUUUUAAAAUCUGAAGAUACAGAAGGUGUGGAUGGGAAAAAAGAAGAACUGACUUGUUUACCGGAAACAGUGAGUUCUACAGCUGAACAAGUAGUGACUCAGCUGGGUUCAGAAGGGAAAAAGAAGCUGGAGGAAGAAAAGAUUCUUUUUAGUAAAACCAGAACUGCAGAAGAAGAUGCAAACGUACAUGUGCCAGAGCCUGCUGGAGCCUCUGAGAAAAGAAUUGCCAAGCUCGAUGUUUCUAGUGUUGCAUCAGAUACAGAGAGAUUGGAGCUGAAAGCUAACACAUGUCUAGAAGCACCUCUGCCUCCCAGAUCCAUACCUGAGACCUCAAGGCAGCAAGAUUCUUCAGGACAAGAGCUAGCUGCUACAUCAGAUGGGCAGAGAAGAGACUCGAGGUCAACUGUGUUCCGUAUUCCUGAGUUCAAGUGGUCACUGAUGCACCAGCGGUUGCUCACGGACUUACUCUUUUCCAUAGAAACAGAUAUACAGAUGUGGAGAAGCCAUUCUACCAAAACUGUGAUGGACUUUGUGAAUAGCAGUGACAAUGUCAUAUUUGUGCACAACACAAUUCACCUCAUCUCUCAAGUGAUGGACAACAUGAUCAUGGCCUGUGGUGGUAUACUGCCGUUGCUUUCUGCUGCCACAUCCACCACUCAUGAAUUGGAGAACAUUGAGCCAACUCAAGGACUUUCAGUAGAAGCAUCUUUAGCAUUUCUCCAGAGAUUAAUCAACCUUGUGGAUGUGCUAAUUUUUGCAAGCUCUCUUGGUUUCACUGAAAUUGAGUCUGAGAAGAAUAUGUCAUCUGGAGGAAUUCUGCGGCAAUGUCUUCGUCUGGUAUGUGCGGUAGCAGUAAGAAAUUGCUUGGAGUGUCAGCAGCAUGCACAGAAGCCUAUUGGAGACACUGCGAAGAACCAAAAAGCAGUGCAGGGCAUUAUAGGAACAGGAAAGUCUGCAGCAAAGAGUCCAGUGGACAUGGUGACUGGUGGCAUUUCUCCGAUACGAGACCAUGACAGGCUUCUGCAGGAUAUGGAUAUUAAUCGGCUUCGAGCAGUAGUGUUCAGAGAUAUAGAGGAUAGUAAACAGGCUCAGUUUUUGGCUUUGGCAGUUGUAUAUUUUAUAUCUGUGCUCAUGGUUUCAAAAUACAGAGAUAUACUGGAACCCCAGAACGAAAGACAUCCACCAAACCAUAGCCAGUCACUCAAGGAAUUGGAGAAUGAAAAUAAUGAAACUCCUGCUAAAGAUGCAGAAAACCUAUCUGUUGUUCUCGGUGCUUCAGCCUCCACUGAAGAUUCAGAAAGUACAGCGUCUGUCCGAAGAAGGGAUUCUGGUCUUGGGGAGGAACCAGCUUCAGGGCAAGCAAACAGUUCUGAUGGUGUUGCUGAAGCAGGACCGCUGCAUGUCAGUGCAGGUCCGGAUGCAAUCAGUGAAGUACUCUCCACGCUUUCAUUAGAAGUCAAUAGGUCUCAGGAGGGCAGAAGUGAGGCAGGAACUGAGGAUAGUAAGCCUGCAUCUUCUGUGCCAGCUGCAAAAAAUGUCAAUGUAAAGGAUAUCCUGAGAAGCUUGGUCAGCACGCCAGCUGAUGGGACUGCAGUGGAUUCUGCUCUGCCGCCACCAGCCUUCCUUGGAGUUCUUGGUGAUGGAGCUGCUGAGCAGCCUGUACAGUUCCGUUCCUUUGACAGGAGUGUUGUUGUACCACCGAAGAAAUCAGCCGUUUCCUCCUCUACAGCUGCUAUGGGUAUUCCUACGAAUGCUGUCAGUGUGGUUUCUUCUUUAGAUUCAGCCCAAGCCCCGGAUUUGUCAGGUGAAUCUCCUGGAAAGGGAUCAUCUAAUUCCAAAUUGCCGUCUGUCCCUGCAGUUUCUUCAGUGCCUGAGGAUUCCACUUCAAAUAUGAGUAUUACAGACAGGCUUGAACAUGCUUUGGAAAAAGCUGCCCCACUUCUGAGGGAGAUUUUUGUGGAUUUCGCUCCCUUUCUUUCUCGGACUCUUUUGGGCAGCCACGGGCAGGAGUUGCUGAUAGAAGGUACAAGUCUUGUGUGCAUGAAAUCCAGCAGUUCAGUUGUGGAGCUGGUGAUGCUGCUUUGCUCUCAGGAGUGGCAGAACUCCAUACAAAAGAAUGCUGGCCUUGCCUUUAUUGAGCUGGUUAAUGAAGGCAGGUUGCUGAGUCAAACCAUGAAGGACCAUUUGGUGAGAGUGGCUAAUGAAGCAGAAUUUAUCUUGAGCAGGCAGAGAGCAGAGGAUAUUAACCGCCAUGCCGAAUUUGAGUCACUGUGUGCCCAGUAUUCUGCAGACAAACGGGAAGAAGAAAAAAUGUGUCAUCAUCUGAUCAUGGCAGCUAAGUACCGAGACCAGGUGACUGCAACUCAACUCAUACAGAAAAUUAUCAACAUUCUGACAGACAAGCAUGGAGCCUGGGGAAGCUCUGCAGCAAGGUAA